UUUAUUACAAAGAUGUCUUAUUAGAAGUAUGGAAAAAGACAUGAAAUAAAGCAAUGAGUUGAAGGAUAAUUCUUUGUCUAAUCUUCAAAAUUUCAUGAUCAGCCCACCUUUGAGUUUGUCUGUUUCACAACCAAAAAUAAAAUCAUUUACUACUCCUUCCCCAAAAAUCAUCUUCUACUAUUCCCCGCGCUUUUUAAUUCUCUGCCAUUAAUUUCUGAUAUAUUUCACCUGCAAAACUUCAACUAUAUUUGGUGGGCAUUUAAUUGUUUUCCUUUCUUCUUCUGGCAAAAAUUUCUUCAAAGGGUUCACGUGCUGCGCCAAUCUUGUUCAACAUCUAGCUGAAAUGACACUCGUUCGUGUCAUGAUUUCUAUUAGAUCAUGUGCAUAAUUUUGUUCAGAGAUGGAGGCUUUAAAAAAUUUUCCUCCGGGAUUUUAGCUUCUUGAUUACGGAUUAUAAGAUUGUGUGUCGCGUUGUACUUGUUUUAAGCUCAUUGUGUUCAUUUUUUGUAUCAUCUCAGUGAUGUUGGUGUUAUGUGCUGUUUUUAGGAAGUCUGUUUUUGUGAUAGUGGCUGGUGGAAAUUGAUUUGGUAUAUAUGGAAACAUUAUUUGGCAUUCUGAGUAAUUAGAUUGUUGACAAGGUAGCCCAUCAAUCAUGCCUACUGAUUCUCUCAAAAAUCGGAGAGAGAUAAGAAGUUGUUUGGUAGAGGUUUCUGACACUGAAAAACGGCUUUGGGCAUGUUUCCACUCCAAAGGAGUGCUUCAUAAUGAUGCAAAAGAUCUGUACCGUAAGGCUUGUUGUAUAUAUGAGAAACUCUUCUUGAAUAAUAGUGAACUACCAGACCUUCAAAAUAUCGAAUAUCUUUUAUGGAGGCUUCACUACAAGCAUAUUGAUGAAUUUCGCAAGAUAAUAUCCCAAAGUUCGGCUAAGAGUGAGGAUAAGAUGGCUGCAACCAGCCAAAAGAAGGUUGCAAAUAAGGACAUUAUUGAUGCUCACAUGGAAGGAUUCAAAUCAUUUUUAUCAAAGGCGACUAAGUUUUAUCAAGAUUUAAUCAGAAAAAUUAAAAGAUUCUAUGGCCUUUUUGAUGAGCCUUGGUUUUAUAAGAAUGACAGAAGUGCUGGUUGCGUAGAACAGAGAGAAUUGCAUAAAUGCCAGUUUGUUUCUCAUCGUCUUUGUAUCUGUCUUGGGGAUCUUGCAAGAUACCAGGAACUGUAUGAAAAGCCCACUAUUCAGCAAAGAAACUGGUCUGUUGCUGCUAGUUACUACUUGGAAGCAGCUAAGAUUUACCCUGAUGGGGGAAACCCCCAAAAUCAGUUGGCAGUGCUGGCGACAUAUAUUGGGGAUGAAUUCCUUGCUUUAUACCACUGUAUAAGAAGUCUGGCUGUGAAAGAACCUUUCCAAGACGCCUUGCAAAACCUUAUGCUACUCUUUGAAAGGAAUAGGUCAAUUGACAUGGAAUCCAAGGCAAAUGAGCUGUACGACUUCUCCAAACCAUCCGAGUGGAUUUCCAGCCCUAAUAAAUUGGCACCUGCAAAUGGUGCGUCUUUAUAUUAUACUACACCGAAAGUCACUGAGCACAAUAAAUCUAUGCCAACUGAUGCCUGGAAUCUUAUUAUCAGAACAAAUAGUUUCUUCUUCUUAGAGUCCAGUUUGGAAAGCUUCCCUUCCACUUUUAGUUCCACUCUAAGAGAAUUGGAAGCAUUAUUGGCACUGGAUGUUUCCGAACUGAGCUCUGCAUUAGAAUCUUACCGGAAUAUGAACUUAUCUAAGGCAGGCCCUUACCGAGCCCUGCACAUUAUCACUGUCCUGAUUUUUAUCAUCCACAACCUAGCUGAACCUCCAGAGAAGAAGUUUCUCAAACCAAAAAAUGAGAUGCAGCAAUCCAUGCUAGUAAAGUUGGCUUUGACUAUCGCAUUCACAUUCAUGGGCCGCUUUGUUGAUCGAUGUUUGAAGGGAAGCCCCGUGAUUUACUUCCCUCUUCUACCUGCUGUGCUUGUGUUUGUGGAAUGGUUGGUGGGGGCUGCUGAUAAAGUAGAUGUUAAUGAUGAGAAGUGUGAUAGUGCGAGGCGCUACUUCUUUAGCUCUUUUGUAGACCUACUGAACCAACUCCAACAAAACAGGGCUCAAAAUACUUUUCCUGAUCAUAUAGCUCUGUGGGAAGAUUAUGAAUUGAGGGGAUUUGUACCUUUAUUGCAUACUCACAACUCAUUGGAUUUUUCAAGUCAUUGGGAAGAAGAAAUUAAUUAUAAAAUGAGGAACGAAUAUCGUGCUCAUCGUAUUGUUAAAGCAGCAAUAAAGAUUGCAAAGGAACCAGCUGGUUGUACUCGAAAAUGGCUAUUUUAUGAUGACGUCAGUAGAAUUUUCAGUGCAUUGGAGGCAGUAGAUAGUGGAAAAUCAGCUGUGGUAGAUGAAGAAGAAGACAUUGUGUUUAAGCCAAUCACUCGACGUAAUUCAGAACCAAUACAAAAAGAACCAAAAACAGAAGCUUCUGAUGAAUGCUUGCGCCGUGCUUCUUCACUUCUUGUAGCCCAAAACCGAGAUUUAUUCAACUCAACUUCCAGCUCUUCUAAUUUCUUUCCCAGCUCCAGUAAUCAAGCCGCUCAAAAUGAACAUCAUAGUUCUACAAAUAGCACAAUUUCUGAGGGUCCCAUUACUCCCAUAGCUGCUGGGCCUCCAUCACUUAGCUCAUGGGUUCUUAAUGGGGAAAAAAUUUCCAAUGAAAGAACAAAGGGUAGGGAUGCUGAUAGAAGUGUUUUAGAACCCAUUGAGGAGGCAGUGGCUUCAGACGGGUUGAUGAGAAGUCUUUCUCUGUCCACCAGCGAUAGCUCUGGCCCUGCAUCUCCAGUAGCAUCUCCUCCGCCUUGCUCUACUCCCACACCUCCUGCCCCGUUAUUACCUAGUAACGCCGUGUGGUUCAUAAAUGCAGCAACUCAUCAACCAGUGAAUUUUUCUUCAUAUCCCCCGAAUGGUCCACAAGCAAGCCCUGGUCUCCCUAGCUUUAGUGAUAGCUCCUCGCCAUGGAGCAGGCCCCAGUUCCCUAAGCUUGGAAAUCACAAUCUGCCAUGGGUCCCCAAUCACGCCAUGCAAGAUCAAUGCACUGCAUCUAGAGAUUUCAAUAGCAAUCGUGGCUCUGAGCCUUCAAGUUUUGGCCUCUUUGACAAUUGGAGGUGUAAUAAUUCGUGGGGUUCUGCAGGAACCAUGUAUGUGGAUGGCGGUCCACCAUUAUUUCUUCCGAGCUCUUCACUUCUUCAUGGGUUACAGGAUCAUCAUCAAAGAGCGAAGCCCUAUGUUUCCCCUGAAAUUACAAACACAAGACCAGAGCCACAGCCACUUCUGCAGUACCUUAAGGAAAGAGAGUGGCAGCUACAGCAGAAUUCACCAUUCACAGGUUCUCCUUAUAUGCAUAAAUGAUGUAUUCAAACAUUCCAAAGUGUGAUUAUAUAGAGUUCGAUUUGAAGAAAUAAUAAUUACUGUAGGAACUGAUCUAGUGAUCUGUGAACUUUUCCAUAGACCCUUAAACAGUUUUUAAGAGGUCCACACUGAGUGCUAAGAUUGUGAAUGCAUAUGAUGUACAUAAUUAACAAACUCUUGUCAGGAUUUCGAUGCAUUUGCGAGCUUAAUGGAAGAAUAAAGGGAGCUAAUUCAA
Messenger RNA from Chenopodium quinoa (quinoa), 3644 nucleotides. RefSeq names its product protein SMG7L-like. The record is from RefSeq and is a predicted model, not a curated record. Gene Ontology annotation, molecular function: telomeric repeat DNA binding; protein binding; telomerase RNA binding. Gene Ontology annotation, biological process: nuclear-transcribed mRNA catabolic process, nonsense-mediated decay. Bases 653 to 3409 code for a protein of 918 amino acids. Gene Ontology annotation, cellular component: telomerase holoenzyme complex. The transcript has 6 exons. Lineage: Eukaryota; Viridiplantae; Streptophyta; Magnoliopsida; Caryophyllales; Amaranthaceae.